AAUGGCUAAGACUUUCUGCGUGUGCUCUUGUUUCUUCACUCACAACGUAUUCUUACAGCGAUACGGGCUACACUGUGUCUUCCUAGACGACGAUCAGUUCGGAGAGGACUACAGAGCGGUGAGCGAGCUCACUGCUGUAGCUAAUGUCAAGCAUUUCGUUUUGUGUUAGCUGCUGAGGGAGAAAGGAUGUGCAUCAGACCAGGAAUACGACGAAGUGCUGAAAGAAGUAAGACCAGAGUGUGGCAAUACUCCUGAUAGUCUCGUGAUAAAACCUUAUUGUGUAUGAUAGUGUCGCUACAAGAGUGUGCAGUGUUAGGUUUUUUCUGCCGAGAGUGGUGCACGUUCAUUGAUAAUCCCUCCAUCUGCUACGCCUACAUAGGUCCACGGUGAAGUGGAGAGAAGGCGGGAGAGCUCUGAAACGAGCAAACUGCGAGUACAGACCAUACAGUUACACUACCAGAGACUCCAUUCACAGAUAUACACCCUCUCUGUGUGUGCAUAGGGUUCACAUGAAACAAGAUAAUACCUCGAUGUUACAUUUUACAGGAACAGUUCUUAGAUGGUCAGUUUCUUGAGAUUGUCAAGUAUUGCAGGAGUGAUACUGCCACACCUGCUGGUCUCCUUGACAUAAUCACUGAGGAGGAAGUGCCAAAUGUGUACUCGUUCCCAGUACUGACUGAACAGUUCUGUGAUCUUCUGUUACAAGAAUUGGAGCAUUUUGACAAGUCGAAGAUGUCCAAAGGAAGACCAAACUCCAUGAACAACUAUGGGAUCCUGCUGUCAGAACUGGGGUUUGACAGAGGUUUCCUGGACCACCUGAGGGAGGACUACCUUACACCGCUGGCCUCCCUCCUCUACCCAGAGUGGGUGGGGCCAUCUGGACUGGACUCACACAGGGCCUUCAGUGUCUCCUACCAACUGGAGGGAGACACCCAGCUUUCCUACCACUUUGACAACGCAGAGGUGACACUCAACGUGUGUCUGGGGACCAGUUUCACUGGAGGAGAACUUAGUUUUGGACCCAUGGCAGGGGAGCCAGGGUCUCUAUGGAAACAGAGAUACACUCACAGACGAGGCCGGGGUCUGCUGCACAGAGGUAGACAGAGACACCAGGCUCACCCCAUCACCAGUGGGAAAAGGGUUAACCUGAUAAUAUGGAUGAGGUCAUCGAGUGUCAGGAACAGACAGUGUCCGAUGUGUGGGGAGGAGCCGUCCCUGGUUACAUGUGACGGCUACGGAGAUGGAUUUACAUCAACGACUAGUGAUCGUGACACUCACAACCUGUGUAGAACCCUGUAAUCAACCUGUGACUACUCUAUGUCAUCAUUACCUCAUCAUACAAUCAUGACCUACAUGUAUAAUGUAAAGAGGUGCAGUUGAUAUCGCAAAAUGAAGUAACCACAAGUGUUCACAUGUGUUUAGGCAUCAGUGCCGUAGGGUAUCACACAGAACACAGGAAGAGAGGAGUGUGGGUGGAGUGUGGCAGGGGAGGUAGGGGACAAUACACAUUGUAUGUAUUACAGUUUACUUCAUCAUAUCAUCAUCACACAGUCACGCGGUAUAUAUAUACUCACUA
Messenger RNA from Geodia barretti, 1576 nucleotides. Lineage: Eukaryota; Metazoa; Porifera; Demospongiae; Tetractinellida; Geodiidae. The record is from the annotation of a GenBank genome assembly.